GAAUGCAGAUGCCAAGUGAUUUAUACAGAGAAAGACGCAUGUGAGCAGGACAAACCUGGAACCAACUGCCUCAGGGGAAAAUUCAGAAAAACAUUUCCCUGUCCUGAACCUACAAAUGCAUAUUCUGUCAGUGGAACCUGUUCCACAGCAGUUUGCAAUAAAACGAGCGAUUGUCGACCAGAAUGCAAACAUCAUAGGGAGCUUUUUCUCACAGCAAACCCAACAGAAGUGCCUUUCAAUGAGUCGAAUAUAAUCAAAAAGGUCUUGGAAAUCGGAGUGGGGUUUCAAAGUUCAGUGUCCAUUUGUUUGGACAACUUUGCUGGACUGGUGGAGUUUGAUGACACGUUUUUUGUGUCCCUUUCAGACAAGUUGACAUGGAUUGAGUGGCUCAAGAAACAUUCCAGCAUCAGCCUGAUCAUUGUUUCAUCAGCAUUGGGUGCAGUUCUGUUGUUGUUCCUGUAUUUCCUUGUCAGGAGUAUUAGCAGAAAGUGUAAACGUCCCAGCAAAAAAUCUGAGAUGCAUCACCAGGAAAUUGAAGAGCCAAUGGCAGAUCUCCCUGAUGAGAAUCAAAGGUUGGAAAUCCGCAAAAUUCCGCAAGGUCGUUUUGCUGUCACAAAUGAACAUGACCGAAUGCGCUUGCUGAUGUUGGCAUCAUUGGAUGGCUGCAAAAGUCGGACUUCAGCCCUUGUGCUGCACCCUGCUGGGAACUUUUUGCGCACAGCCUUCCUGUUCCUUAAAGCACUGAGUUGUCUCACAAUAGAGUUCCUCCUUCUCCUCAUGGCAGGCCACACACUGUGCCAACUGCUCACAGACUCUGGGGGAGCAGUGGAGGCACUUGCCACUGAUCCCUCACAACAAGAAGACUCCUGCCUCACAUUUUCCCCAUCCUGGUCAGUCCCAGUG
Molecule: messenger RNA, 903 nt
Organism: Notodromas monacha
Lineage: Eukaryota; Metazoa; Arthropoda; Ostracoda; Podocopida; Cyprididae
Source: the annotation of a GenBank genome assembly